AUGCAGGUCGUGGCAUUGCCAUUGCCUCAUAGACCAUUAUUUCCAGGGUUUUACAUGCCCAUAUAUGUGAAGAAUAGACCAUCAGACUCUGUGAAUGUAAAAGGUUACCAUAUAGUGUACCAUCCUGCUGUUCCCCUCUUUUCUUAUUUGGUUCUGCACCAAUUUGAAAUGAUUUACAUCCAGAGAUUUGCUGACAUUGUGUUUAUUCCCUUACAGGAUCCUAAAUUACUAGCAGCCUUAGUGGAAAGUCGCAAACGACAAGCCCCAUAUGCUGGAGCUUUCCUUCUUAAAGAUGAGCCGGGGACUGAUCCUAGAAUAAUUUCUGGUUCGGAUGCAGAUAAAAAUGUACACGAUCUUAAAGGAAAAGAGUUGUUUAACCGUCUCCAUGAAGUUGGCACACUAGCACAGAUUACCAGUAUCCAAGGAGAUCAGGUUAUCCUUAUUGGUCACCGGCGACUUCGAAUAACGGAGUUGGUGAGUGAAAGUAGUUAUCAGUGUCUUAAGAUAGUGACUUAUCCAGAAUGA
This is a messenger RNA of Thlaspi arvense, 525 nucleotides long. The record is from the annotation of a GenBank genome assembly. Lineage: Eukaryota; Viridiplantae; Streptophyta; Magnoliopsida; Brassicales; Brassicaceae.